AUGGACACCGAUCCUAACGCCUACAAUGAUCGAGGAGCGUCUUCGACCUCUUCUACCAUCCCGCACCAGCGCCCGGCGGCGUCGCACUCGAGCUCAACGUCGAGCGAACUGGUUGGCCUGCGCGACCACCGCAAGCACACGAGCCCGAACAUGGGCAGCAGCAGCGGUAUGAUGCCGAACCCGAUGGUGCCUCAGCAGUCGUCGCCCAAGCUCUCACCCUCGCCCACCCUGCAACAGUCGCCGUCAAUACCCCCACAUGCCGAGUCUUCACAGCAGGCGGCCCGCCGAAAUGCCGCGACGCAGCUUGACUCAGACAUGUUCACGCCCUUUGUCUCACCGGCGCACCCGGCACACACCCCGACCGCCUCGCGUGGCGCCACGAACCCGCCGCCGUCUGCCGAGCACCUUCGCCAGAUGAUCGGUCAAGAAGCUGACUCGCAACCCAUCGCACAACACGAACCCGUCAAGCCCGUCGAAGAAGCCGUUGAGCAGUCUCUCCUCACCUGCAAGCCUCUGGACCUCGUGUCUGUCCAGCCGCCGGAACACCUUCCGCCAGCGCCUUCGACCGCAGCAUGGGCCCAAGCCCGCAAGCAGCCAAUGGAGCGCAUCGUCUCACAGGCCGGACCGCCACCCCCCUACCGCCCCCGGCCACCGAUGCUGAAGCGCGCCAGGAGCUUCUCAGACCCUCCUGAGAACCACCGCCCGAGCGCGCUCUUCCAGGCCAGGAGCGCUGCCAAGUACUUUCGCGGAAUGCCGCGGAAGCGCAUGCGCGUUUGGACCGCCAAGGACGCCGCUGAAGCCCACGAGGGUGAGCGUCUCAUGAGGCAGAUCAGAGGGCGCGCGCAGGAUCAUUACAUCGCUGCCGCCCGUGAGCCUCCCGUCAACAUGAGAUCUCUCCGUGUGUUGGACACGAACGAAGUUCUGAGAUUACCUCAGAUGCGCCACGAUCUCCUGUUUGACAAUUUUGGCUUCAGGCCGAUCCACUCUCCGAUGCCGUACCACUCGACCAACUACGGGUUGCUGUCGACCAAUAUGCGGUCCCAGAUCGUCCACCCGUCUCCUGCGUCGGAGGCUGCCAACAAGUAUUGGGAGUGCAUCCGACGUGAAAUUGAGCUCGGCUGCCGCUGCACUCGCUGGGACCACUCGCAGCCGAGUCGCAUCAAGGACUGCAUUUGCGGCAACUGGAAGCCUGGACUCAACGAGAAGCAGUGGUGGAAGGAGACUCGUGCGACUUGGCCGUCACGGUUGCCGAAGCUGAUUUCGACCCUGAGGGAAAUCCUGGAGAGCCUGAUGGCGUCAACGACGACUUGCGUGAACCAUUACGCUCAUCCCAAUAAGGAGGCACAGGCACUGCACGCUCAAUCGUGCCCGACCGUCACGCAUUCGCUGGUCCCCACGCUUUUCGCGGCCUUGGACGCCGAGUUCCUGACGAUUCAAGUGCGACGUGGGAACUUUGACACGGGCAUCUUCAAUGUUAUCGGCGAAGCGAUGAAGAUCCACUGCGCGCCCGUGCGCGACGCCAUGGUCGACGACAUGGUCGCAACGGCGACGGGUGCAGGCGGCAAGCGCAGGCCCAACGUCGUGCAGGGUCUGCGCAAGUGCUUUGACUGCGUCGAGGUCAUGAAGCUCGACAUUGCGAACCACCAGGUGCAGAGUCUGAAGGGCAUGCUGUGGCAGCAGGCCGAGCAGAACGAGAUGACCACCUUCAUCAACUAUCUGAUCGCCGCUGGCCGCACCCUCGAGACGUCCAAGACGUACGCCUGGAUCAAUGCUGCCUCGAAGCGCGUUGCCAUGUCGACUUCGCCACGGGAGCGCCGUCACCUGCUCGGCCAGUGUGGAUGCGGCAGCAACACCGAGUUUGUCAUCCGGUCGCUGACCGAGGGCUUUGUGCAGCUCGUCUUCGGCGACUGGAUCGAGUGCAACGAGCCGUGGCCGCCUGCGCUUCCCAGUCGCCGUCCCGUUGGUGUGCCCAUCAAUGCGCCCGUGUUCCCGAGCAAGGUUGUCGUGCCGGAGGUGUUCAAGAUGGAUUCGUUCCGCCUCAAGCUGUACCACACGGAGCUCGUCGACCUGACGAUUGCGACGACGAUCCUGCAGUCGUUCGAGGAGGCGUACGUCCAGCACAACAGCUCUGACAGCGCGGAGCAGGUACGUGCCCAGGUCACGCAGGUGCACGACAGCUACAAGCACAUCAUGACGAUGGGCAGCGGUCUGCUGCGCCCUUCGAGCGACUGCCCGUCCGACCUGGCGCUGCACAUGGCGCACCGUAUCGUGUUCUCCAAGACGAGCGAGAACUACAACACGGAGCGCUCGCAUUCGGACGUUGAGCUGGUCAACGCCCUCGCGCACGACUUUGACUCCUUCAUCAUGCGCGACCUCGCGUCCUUCUCCUGCGCCCGCUUCGCCGAGACAUUCGGCAAGGUGCGCAAGCUGGCUACGACCAUGCUCGCGAACACGCUGCUGCUGCACCGCGUUCAGCCCGAGAGUGUGCUCUACGACACGGCCGGCACCGACGCGCGCCCCUGUGCCGCGCCUGGACCUAAGGUCAAGGCGCCGCGCCUCCGCGUCGCGUCCCGCCGCUUCGUCACGCUCGCGGAGCCUCUGACGGGACAGGGCUCGUCGACCUCGGACCCGCGGGAGCGCUACCACCGUCCCGCGAGCGCCGAGAUCACGGCGGCUCGAGAGCUCUUCCACUCUACGAAGGCUGGCAACCGGGAGGCGGAGGACGCGCUCGCAUCCGAGCUCGGGCUCGACAAUGUCCUCGCCGACAUCCGUGCCGUCGUCGAGAAGAUGGCCAAGACGGCCGACUUCAACCUCUCCGUCUUUGCGCCCCUGUACGGGCGUGGGGGCAUGCUCAUCGGCAGCGGGGCCGUUGUGCCGCUGCCCGAGCUCGAGCGCGAGCGCCGCUACUAG
Molecule: messenger RNA, 2910 nt
Organism: Trichosporon asahii var. asahii CBS 2479
Lineage: Eukaryota; Fungi; Basidiomycota; Tremellomycetes; Trichosporonales; Trichosporonaceae
Exons: 1
Coding region: 1-2910 (969 amino acids)
Source: RefSeq, a predicted model, not a curated record